AUGACGUUGCCAACUUCCCUUCUCGCAAUCCUCACCCUCGCCUUGGGCGUAAACGCACAUUUCCGCCUCGUGCAACCCAUCUGGCGCGGCUCUUCCUUCGAAGAACCAGCCAGCCAAUGGAUCUAUCCAUGCGCAAACGUCAACGAGACAACUUCUGCUUCCAACCGCACCCUCUGGCCCACUACCGGCGGCUCUCUCAUGAUCAAUGGCUCCCACACUCAUGCACUAACUUCUGUGAAUCUUGCCUUGGGCUCCAAUGCAACGAACUUCAAUAUCACGCUGGUUGAAAUGUUCAACCAGACAGGAGCAGGCAUGUUCUGCUUGAAGGAAACCGGACGCGCAAACCUUGAAGAGGGAUUCAAGGCUGCGGGCUACAGCGGGAUGGAGGAUGAGAGGAUCGAGGGACUGAUGGCGAGUGUGCAGGUCAUUCAGUUGGGACAUAGUGGGAGUGCUCUGUACAAUUGCGCAGACAUCAUGUUCAACUCGACCGCUCAGCUCCUCGCCGAUGAUCAAUGCCAGAAUUCCACGGGCGUAGGCGGUGUUGCGAUACAAAACGCGGAUGUCAAUUCAACACCCGGCGGACCGACUUCAUCGGGUUCAGCGGCACCAGCGGCAAGCAGUGCGGCUGCAAGUGUGUUCACCCCAGCUGUGGGAAGCGGACUGCUGGCAGCGAUGUUGGCUUGCGGACUUCUCUAA
Messenger RNA from Plenodomus lingam JN3, 696 nucleotides. RefSeq lists its product as uncharacterized. The record is from RefSeq and is a predicted model, not a curated record. Lineage: Eukaryota; Fungi; Ascomycota; Dothideomycetes; Pleosporales; Leptosphaeriaceae.